GUAGGUCUUUGGCCAUGAACCCCAUCCAGAGGCCUGAGAUGUACAUCAUCGGCGCUCAGCCGGUGUGCAGCCAGCUGCCGGGGCUCUCCCCCGGGCAGCGCAAGCUCUGCCAGCUCUACCAGGAGCACAUGGUGUUCAUCGGGGAAGGGGCUCGAAGUGCCAUCAAGGAGUGCCAGUACCAGUUUCGGCAGCGGCGGUGGAACUGCAGCACGGUGGACAACACCUCCGUCUUUGGGAGGGUCAUGAAAAUAGGUAGCCGAGAAACCGCUUUCACCUACGCCGUGAGUGCUGCCGGGGUGGUGAACGCCAUCAGCCGGGCUUGCCGUGAGGGAGAGCUUUCCAGCUGUGGCUGCAGCCGGACCGCCCGGCCCAAGGACUUGCCCCGAGACUGGCUGUGGGGCGGCUGCGGGGAUAACGUGGAGUACGGAUAUCGUUUUGCCAAGGAGUUUGUGGAUGCCAAGGAGAGGGAGAAGAACUACGUGAGAGGUUCGGAGGAGCAGGCUCGCAUGCUGAUGAACUUGCAGAACAACGAGGCUGGUCGCAGGAUUUUUGGGAAUAGAAGGCCAGAAGCAAACAUUGAAUCGGGCUACCUGGCUAUGUCUGAAAUUUAUGUGUUGCACAGUUACCUUGUGGGAGAAAUAAUAGGGAAGGAAAAGUACGACGCCGCCCCGGCCAUGAGGACCAGCCGCAAGGGCAAGCUGGAGCUGGUCAACAACCGUUUCAACAUGCCAACGCAAGAGGACCUGGUCUACGUCGACCCCAGCCCGGACUAUUGCCUGCGCAACGAGACCACUGGCUCCCUGGGCACCCAGGGCCGACUGUGCAACAAGACCUCGGAGGGCAUGGAUGGGUGCGAGCUGAUGUGCUGCGGACGGGGUUACGACCAGUUCAAGAGCGUCCAGGUGGAGCGUUGCCACUGCAAGUUCCAUUGGUGCUGUUACGUCAAGUGUAAAAAGUGCACAGAGAUCGUCGACCAGUACGUCUGUAAAUGAAAAGAGCCACCAAAGCAACAAAUCUAUAUUAUAUAAAUCUAUAUAAAUAUAUUUUAUAUUUGUAUAAAUAAACAGAUGAUGAUAAUAAUUAAAGAAGCUUAUUUAA
Messenger RNA from Tauraco erythrolophus (red-crested turaco), 1098 nucleotides. Lineage: Eukaryota; Metazoa; Chordata; Aves; Musophagiformes; Musophagidae. The record is from RefSeq and is a predicted model, not a curated record.